Messenger RNA from Stylonychia lemnae, 924 nucleotides. Lineage: Eukaryota; Ciliophora; Spirotrichea; Sporadotrichida; Oxytrichidae. The record is from the annotation of a GenBank genome assembly.
AUGCAAUCUUAAUCAAAGAAUAACAUUGAAAUAUUCAACUAAAGCAAAAAAAUAUUAUUAUAAAUAGAUUCAGAAACUGGCUCAUAUCAAUACGAAUAAGAUGGGAGUUAAAUUGAUAGUGAUUAUCGAGAUGACGAUGAGUAAGAUAUCAAUGAAAUUAAUCAGUAGCAAAUUAAUGAUAUUUAAUAAGCAGUAAAUAAGCUAAAUGAGGAUAAGGAUAAUGGAAAAAUUAUCAUUAGUAAAAGACUAGCAAGAAAAAUUUAACAUGCAGGAAAUAAUUAUUUGAUAGAAAAUGCAAUUUAAGAUGAGAUUAACAUUCUAAAGUCUCAUAAAUAAUCAUUACCUUAAAAGAAUAGUUCAAGUUAAAACAGCAAUGCUGGAGAUAUGAAACAUAGUGAAUAAAAAUUCACUCUGAAUUCAAGAAAGGUUACUAGAUUCUACGAUAACAAAUAUAAUUUCGAAGAUAACCUAGAUGAGUGUCUUGUUAUGGAUUCAGAUGAUGAUAAAUAAUAAAAGGCUGUAGAAAUAGAGAGGGAAAUCAAAGAAUAAUAAAAUACAGUAGAACAUGAGAGAGUUAAAGAUGAUGUAAUUCAAGUGGGCAGCAGCCAAACAAAUUUGAGUGAAACUCCAAAGAUAAUUGAGCCUAUAGUAGAAAACAGUGAUAUCUUAAAAUUUGAAAAGGAUAUCAGUACCAAAAUGACAUAACUUUAACAUCAUCUCUCCAUAUCAAGUAUCUCAGAAUCAGAUUCAGACACUGGAUAAUUUGAGAGUUCAAAUAUAGAUAGUAAAGCGAUUAUAGUUGGAGAUUUAUCCAAGUCUUAAUCAGAUGUAGUAGCUGAUAGCGAAACUAAAGAUCUAAAAGAAUCCUCAAAGUAUUUGUCUUCACAGGCAGUUCAAGAAGACUUAAGAUGUGAGGACAUUUGA